Molecule: messenger RNA, 1296 nt
Organism: Ambispora gerdemannii
Lineage: Eukaryota; Fungi; Glomeromycota; Glomeromycetes; Archaeosporales; Ambisporaceae
Source: the annotation of a GenBank genome assembly
AUGGCUAAUAAUAUUAUACAACAGCAGCAUCAACAUCUAAAUCAUGAAAAUGAUAAUUGGAAAAAAAAUCUACGGUUUCCACCAAAAGAUAAUCGGCCGCAAACUGAGGAUGUCACUAACACAAAGGGUAAUGAAUUCGAAGAUUAUUUCCUUAAACGUGAACUUCUGAUGGGUAUAUUUGAGGCCGGAUUUGAACGCCCAUCACCUAUUCAAGAAGAAUCUAUACCUAUCGCAUUGACUGGUCGAGACAUCCUCGCCAGAGCCAAAAAUGGCACAGGAAAAACGGCGGCAUUUGUAAUUCCUGCUCUAGAAAAAAUUAAUACAAAAAAACCAAAAAUUCAGGCACUUUUGCUUGUCCCAACAAGAGAAUUGGCCUUACAAACAUCACAAGUAUGUAAAAUGCUCGGAAAACACAUGGGAAUUCAGGUGAUGGUGACAACUGGAGGUACAACGUUAAAAGAUGAUAUUUUGCGACUCAAUGAAGUUGUACAUAUUGUGGUUGGUACGCCGGGGCGUAUUCUGGAUCUCGCCGGAAAGAAUGUUGCUGAUUUCAGCGAAUGUCCAACUUUCGUUAUGGAUGAGGCUGACAAAUUAUUGAGUCCUGAAUUCUCUCCAAUUGUCGAACAACUUUUGAAGUAUUUCCCUAAGGAUCGACAAAUAAUGUUGUAUAGUGCUACUUUCCCCUUAAUUGUAAAAAGCUUCAAGGAUAAACAUUUAGUAAAACCAUAUGAAAUUAAUUUAAUGGACGAACUUACGCUCCGCGGCGUUACACAAUAUUAUGCUUUCGUUGAAGAACGACAAAAAGUGCAUUGUUUGAAUACAUUAUUCUCAAAGCUCCAAAUAAAUCAAUCCAUUAUUUUCUGCAAUUCAACAAACCGUGUCGAACUUUUAGCCAAGAAAAUCACUGAACUUGGAUAUUCAUGCUUUUACAGUCAUGCGAAGAUGCUGCAGAGCCAUCGUAAUCGUGUUUUUCACGAUUUUAGGAAUGGCGUUUGUCGUAAUUUGGUCUGUUCCGAUCUAUUGACUCGUGGUAUCGAUAUUCAAGCCGUGAAUGUUGUAAUCAAUUUUGACUUCCCCAAAAAUGCCGAGACCUAUCUUCAUCGUAUUGGACGAUCAGGAAGAUUUGGACACCUUGGGCUCGCUAUUAAUCUCAUUACAUACGAAGAUCGAUUCAAUCUUUAUAAGAUAGAACAAGAACUUGGUACUGAGAUUCAACCCAUCCCCCCUGUUAUUGACAAACGUCUGAAUAACAAUACGGGACGAUCAGGCGGAGUUGGCGUCAAAGCUGCAUCUUAA